AUGCGUAUCGAUAGCCUUCUGUCCAAACGCGAAUGCGUCGUUUGCAGCGGCUCUCCCCCACCCUGUGCCUGCUCCGCCGGUCAGCAGUGUAUCCAAACGUCGACGAGCUGCACGGCAUGUGCGAGCUUCACGUGCGUCGACCCGUCGACGUCCUCGUCCUCCAAGGGCGUCUCGGCCGGUGCCGUCGCGGGUGCCGUGGUCGGCAUCCUCAUCUUCUGCAUUCUCGUCGCCGUCGGCUACCUGUACUGGCGCCGCAAGCAGGCCGCCAAGCUUGCCGCGGCCGUGCCUGCCGUUGAUGAGCCCAAGGACAUCCCCGCGCCCGCAGACACGGUGCUGCGCCGCCCGGACCCGAUGGAGAAGCCGACGCCCAUCUCCCCGCGUAUCCUUGCUCUCUCAGAUGCGGCUCAGCGGGAGAACCCGGUGAUGACGACGACGACGGGCGAGCCGUACGACACCGCCACCACCAUCCUCGAUCUCAACAGCUACGGCCAGGCACACGGGGGAAACUCCCAGCGCUCGUCUCAGCUCCAGCGCGGAAAUCCAUUCGGCGACGACAGGAGUAUCAUGACCACCACAAGCGCCGCAUCUCAGGGUACAAACGUGAUCCCCAUCGCCCUCGACGCCGGCUCUCGUUCUUCCCAAGCCUCGUCCCUCCAGCCGCCUCGCGCUCAUGCUCUCAACAUGGACCAUCUCAACGUAUCCCGUGACUCGUCUGUGGGCAGUACGCAGCAGCAGGGACACGCCCGUCGCAUGUCGGACAACAGCUACAUUACGAACGCCUCCUUCGCCUCUGAUCUUGACGCGGUGAUUAUCACUCAGUCCCAGCGCCAUGUCGUCGGCGCUAUGCGAGCGGAUGCGAUCCCUACGCCGCUUGCAACAGGCUCGUCUGCUGCCGGCUCGUUCGCCCAGAGUCAAGAUCUGCUUCGCCCAGGUCCUGGAAGCAUCCGUCAACCGACGCGUUCGCCGCUUGCAGCGACCAGCUUCGGCCCGCAAGACGUCGUCCGCGAGGCGCCGGAAGGCGACGAAUCUGAAGGCGGGCACGGUGAUCCCUUCCACGAUUCGCACUCGUCGCCUGAGCCGCGCUCGCCCACCCGCUUGUCCCGCGCAACAUAUGGCACAUCAGCGACUUUCGGCACCAACCCUGGUUCUCAUCACGACCACGAGCCCGAGACGUCCGAUGAGGAUGGACAACAGACGGUCUACACACCCGAUAUCUCCGGCGGCGCGCGCCAGCGCCCUGUCAGCAACCUUACGCAGGCGGCCAGUGUGAUUGGCGCUGAACUCGUCGGUGCCAGCCGUGUACAACUCGGCUUCGCUACGCCCGUGCAUACACCCGCAAUGAGCUCUUCGGUCGGCGGUGCGCGCGGGAAGGAUGCCUACCGUCUUACGAGCGCGCGUCUGGUCUCGCCGUCCGCUUUGUCGAAUGUCAGCGGGAGCAGCAAUGGAAGCUCGAAUCCUGGAGGCCACUUCAGCCGCGAACAGGACAGGGCAAUGGCCGAGGUUCAGGCCGCGCGUGCGGCCCAACUCGCGGCUCGUGAGAGUGCGCUGGGAAGCGAUGAGCUCGAACCACCGCGUGUGUUGAACCGCAACAGCAUGAGCACGAUGGCGAGCGGCGUUAGCGUCGGUCGCGCGGACAGCAUUCUCGAGGGAUUCCCCUUCGUGCCGCCCAGCCCAAUAUCCGCGCGUCCACCCCGCUCGCCGACCUCCGCAACCGCGCACAGUCCUUCGUUCGGCCAGAGUAUGGCCAAAGCGCAGGAAGACACACUCCCGCCGCCGCCGGACCGGCGGCAACUGGGCAUGAGCACCGGUAGCGAGAUGAGCAACGUCAGCACCGGCCUCGGUGGCUUUGCGUUCGAGAUCCAGCAGCAGGCGACGAACAGUUUGGGCCAUGGGCUCGGUAGCGAAGAAAGUACGGGAGCGCAGGAGGCGCGACCGAGGGAGAGGAAGGUUGGCGCGGACGGAAGGGUCCGGGCAAGUCUGGAUACGCUUGCGCUCACGAGCGAUCUGGCGAGUUAUCCGUUGGGCUUCGAUCGGAACGGGCAGAGGCUGUAG
Peniophora sp. CBMAI 1063 is the source of this 2052-nucleotide messenger RNA. The record is from the annotation of a GenBank genome assembly. Lineage: Eukaryota; Fungi; Basidiomycota; Agaricomycetes; Russulales; Peniophoraceae.